CAAGGCUGAUGAUGACUUAUCGCGCUACUAUAAGGCUCUCAGGUGCGGAUAACACCCUUUAAUAAGUAUCAUGAGCGGUAGUUAGAAGUGGCGACCACCUCGUGCACGGUUUCCCGUGCAUAUAUUACCAUCUGUCCAAUAUGGCAAACUGCUCUCUUAUUCGGAAUGCUGAAAAUACGACGAAGCUCUUCAUUCAGCGGUAACGAGUAUACGGGUUUCUAUGACCAGGCAAUGUACAAUGCGUUUCCGCUAUGAACUGACGAUAAAGAUGGAUUGGCCUUGUAGUACAGUUGAUCAUAUGUAAAACCAUCGUGCUCAUGAAGAUAAGUUACUAGAUAUCUAAGUCAACCCUAAACUGUCCGAGCCUUGAUGUAUUUGGCUGGUGGAUGGCUGUUUAUUUCGUUCACUGACUGCAUGAAAGACGCUUCUCGCCCCGGCACUGGCCAACUCACAACCUUUCAUCACAGGAAAGUAGGAGGACCGAAUGUUCGCUACGCAGGACCUACCUCCUCAACUCCUCUCCACAGUUUUCCACGCACUUACCAACCUGUCUAUCAAAACCACCACCCUUCGGUCUACACCCAAACCCGACUCCACCAAUCCGCAACAUCACCACCAUUUCAAUCACCCUAUUUCAUUACGACUGUACCAAACCAAUCACCACCAACUCGCAAUGUCGGGUACCACUUUCCUCAGCCUGCCCGCCGAACUCCGACAGCACAUUAUCUCGGGGACCAUAUCUGCUAUAAUCAACAAGAAAGGUUAUCGCAUAUCCACUCCAUUCUUCGGAGUCUGCAAGACCCUACAAGCAGACAUCAACGAGAUCCUUCCGCUCUGGCUCCCCAGCGCCAGCACUGAUCCCCUCGUCCUCAUCAAGACCCCAGACCCCAAAACCUUCACGCACUUCCGCGCCUUUCAACAGCUCUUGAACGAGCGCGCAACACGACUGAAGAACUGCGCGUGGCUCGGCGUCCCAGAAAUCACGAUCCAAGUCUUCGAUCAGAUAUGGGAAGGCAUAAACUUCAAUGAGGAUAAGGAGGGUCUUUGGAGGAUGUGCAAGAUGGCGGCGGUCUACAGCACCCAGUACUCCAAUUGGAUCGAUCGGCUUGCAGAACUCCCCGAGUCGGUGAAGACCGUCAAGCUCGAUCUCACGCUUGGCCCAAAGGAAGCGAUGCCGCUGCGAACGGCGCAUACGGAGCUGCAGAAGAUCUUCUGGUACCGGGCCUUGCAGUUGAUCGAAAUGAUUUCGCAUCCUCCUCGAUACCUCUUGAGCCCGGAGUGUGUGAGCAAAGCUGAAUAUGAGGUGGUCGGAAUGUUUCCUGAGUGGGCGGAGGUUGCCAUGGCCACGCCGUCGAUAGCAGAGAAAGUGUACUGGAAGGGGGAACCUGUGAAGUUCGGCGAGGGCCUCUUUGCUAGCUUCUUGAAGAAUGUCCAGGAGAAGCGACAGGCGAUUAAGUUAGAGAUGGCGAUCGCGGCUGAGAUGGAGGCGAAGAAGCAGCAGACGUUGGUGAAGACGAGGGAGGCGAGGGAGACGAUGAUGGAGAAGAUGAUGCAUCAGAGGGAUUUCGGCAGGAGAAUGUCGGAGCUGAAGAAGCGGAAGAGGGAGGAGGAUGUGGAUGUCGAGCAUGGUUCCUACCAGAGCCCGAAUGAGGCCAAUCGACAGAAGAGGGAGUAUGGAUGUGUGGAUGAUGAUGUUGGGGGUGGAUUCGGAUGGAGAUUGUUUUUUCGGCACGGAAUGGGGUGGGUGAGGUACGGGUUGAAAAAAUGAGACUGAGACAAUUAUGUCCGGGGUAUCUGCGAUGUUGCUCUUCUACGAAGGCCGGCAUACCUGGGUAGUUACGAAGGGGAAUCACCGAGUUUUGAAUAAAACCCUUUGAGAUAGCUUUUGGAAAUGUCAAAGCUCC
This is a messenger RNA of Mytilinidion resinicola, 1904 nucleotides long. RefSeq lists its product as uncharacterized. The record is from RefSeq and is a predicted model, not a curated record. The coding region runs from base 485 to 1768 and encodes 427 amino acids. Lineage: Eukaryota; Fungi; Ascomycota; Dothideomycetes; Mytilinidiales; Mytilinidiaceae. The transcript has a single exon.